CCGGCGGCCCGACUCCACCCCAACUCUCUCUUCUCUUCUUCAACACACAGCCUAGCUCACUUGUUCUUCUUCUUUUCUCAUGAUUUGCAUUUGAGCGUCUUCUCACAAAUACGGCCCCAGCAUGUACACUCUCCCAAAAGGCAAGGCCGCCGUGCUAGCCAAGCAAGCUUCCGACGUAGUCAUCCUCUCUUCCCUCCGCACGCCGAUAUGCCGAUCCUACAAGGGCCAAUUGAAAGACGCAUACCCCGAGCAGCUGCUGGCCGCAGUUCUCGAGGCCACACGUAAAGCACUAUCGAACAUGGACCCGGCUGCCGUUGAAGACGUUGCUGUCGGCGUCGUCCUCUCGGAGCUGGGAGGCUCCAAGGCCGCUCGCAUGGCCCUCAACCACGUCGGAUAUCCCAACACAACAACCCUGCACACGGUCAACCGCGCAUGCGCUUCAAGUUUGCAGGCCGUCGCUGCCAUCACGGCGCAGAUUCGCACGGGUACCAUCUCGACAGGUAUCGCGGCCGGCAUGGAGAGCAUGACGCGCAACUACGGCAGCAGAGCCGUGCCCGUCGAUGUCUGGCCAGAGCUCAAGGAGUCCCCGAACAAGCACGCCCGCGACUGUAUCAUGCCCAUGGGCCUUACUUCAGAAAACGUGGCUAAGCGGUAUGGCGUGUCCCGAGCCGACCAGGACGAGUUUGCCGCGCAGUCGCAUCACCGAGCCUCGGCAGCCCGCGCGGCUGGCCACUUUGACGCGCAGAUUGUGCCAGUGACAACACCGUUUCAAGCGGUGGAUAAGCAGGGCCAGCCAGUCGGCGAUGUGCAGACCAUUACUGUGACGAGGGACGAUGGUGUCCGCGACUCCAUUAGCGCAGAGUCCAUGGCAAAGCUGAAGCCUGCGUUUGCUGCCGACGGGGCCUCGACGGCCGGCAACUCGAGUCAAGUGUCGGAUGGCGCUGCUGCGACACUGCUGAUGAGAAGAAGCACGGCGACCCAGCUUGGUCUAACAGAUAGUAUUAUUGGCAAAGUCGUGGCGGCUGUCACUGUGGGCUGUGAUCCGGACGAGAUGGGCAUUGGACCAGCGCUCGCUAUUCCAAAGUUGCUGAGCGAUGUUGGACUGAGUGUGGCAGAUAUCGACCGAUGGGAGAUUAACGAGGCGUUUGCGUCACAAGCGCUGUAUUGUGUGCGGGAACUGGGGCUCGAGAAUGCGAAUGUGAACCCAGAUGGAGGUGCUAUUGCGCUGGGUCAUCCACUGGGAGCAACGGGUGCGCGUAUGGUCUCUACACUCAUGCAUGGUAUGGGUAGAGAAGGCAAUGAGCUGGGUGUUGUUAGCAUGUGUGUUGGUACGGGUAUGGGAAGUGCAGCAUUAUUUGCUAGAGAGUGAGCAAAGGCAUUGUACAAUAGCACGUUCAGAGUAGAUAGAUUGGAAAAUUAUGUACACACGAACUGCAUACUAGGGGGGCAAGAGACAAUUAUAGACCGUUAAACAAGACGACAGAUGCUUCUGUUGAUCAUUU
Molecule: messenger RNA, 1502 nt
Organism: [Torrubiella] hemipterigena
Lineage: Eukaryota; Fungi; Ascomycota; Sordariomycetes; Hypocreales; Clavicipitaceae
Source: the annotation of a GenBank genome assembly